Trichobilharzia regenti is the source of this 527-nucleotide messenger RNA. The record is from the annotation of a GenBank genome assembly. NCBI's taxonomy places the organism in Eukaryota, Metazoa, Platyhelminthes, Trematoda, Strigeidida, Schistosomatidae.
GAAAUCUAUUCAUCUGCUCUCUGGUAUGUUCUCUAAUUAUCUUCGACGAUAUUUUGAUCGAUGUUUGUGUUUGCUACCGUAGAUGACAGCACUUCUGUUGUGUCGCCUGAGUGAAUGUAAGCCAGCUGGAAGCCAUGAGAACUGUAACAUUCAAAGGGAAUAUGAAAAGUGUGUUGCUGAAGCUAAGGAUGACAUACAUAAUCUGAUUCCGGACUUCGAUGUGUCCUCUUUGAAGAAUGGUGUAAAUUCGGACAACAAUGGUUUCGAGAAGGAAUGCCUGAAACACAAAGCUUGCUCAACGAAAAUAUUCUUGUGUUUCUUCGGUGAGCUAGUUAAACCUGAGUGGGCAGAUUGCUUGAGUCAAAAGAAAUUACAAGUGAUAAAGAAGGCCUAUGAGAAUUUGAAAAGUGAGCAAAACACACCAAUGGAAUUGGAUCUGGGAACAUUUUAGACUUUCCACGAAUUCAAAUAAUAUCCAGUUGUCUAGCCUUAAAUUCUGCGUAUAUCUUCAAUAUCUCUAACUCUCU